Acanthosepion pharaonis is the source of this 483-nucleotide messenger RNA. The record is from the annotation of a GenBank genome assembly. Lineage: Eukaryota; Metazoa; Mollusca; Cephalopoda; Sepiida; Sepiidae.
AUGAAGAGUCACAAGGAACAGGAAGUUUUGGAGGGACUCUCUCUCUCUCUCUCUCACCCUCCCUCAUUCUUCCUCUCUCUCUCUCUCACCCUCCCUCAUUCUUCCUCUCUCUCUCUCCUCCCCAUCCUCAUUCUUCCUCUCUCUCUCUCUCUCCCCUCCCUCAUUCUUCCUCUCUCUCUCUCCCCACCCUUCCUCAUUCUUUUUCUCACCCUCCCUCUCUCUCUCUCUCUCUCCCCUUCCUCUCUCUCUCUCACCCUCCCUCUCUCUCUCACCCUCCCUCUCUCUCUCACCCUCCCUCUCUCUCUCAAUCUUUCUCUCUCUCUCCCUCAAUCUCUCUCUCCCUCAAUCUUUCUCUCUCUCGCUCUUCCUCUCCCCCUCUCUCUCUCAGCCUCACUCUUUUUCUCUCUCUCAGCUUCACUCUUCCUCUGUCUUUCUCAACCACCCUCCCUCCCUCUCUCCCUCCCCGUCUCUGUUUUUAUAUAA